This is a messenger RNA of Sceloporus undulatus (fence lizard), 1195 nucleotides long. RefSeq names its product PRKR interacting protein 1 (gene PRKRIP1). Bases 48 to 620 code for a protein of 190 amino acids. The record is from RefSeq and is a predicted model, not a curated record. Gene Ontology annotation, molecular function: double-stranded RNA binding; protein kinase binding; protein kinase inhibitor activity. The transcript has 6 exons. NCBI's taxonomy places the organism in Eukaryota, Metazoa, Chordata, Lepidosauria, Squamata, Phrynosomatidae. Gene Ontology annotation, cellular component: nucleolus. Gene Ontology annotation, biological process: negative regulation of protein kinase activity.
UGACGUCAUCGGUCGGGGCCGCGGCCUUUGGCGCAGGGAAGGCCGGGAUGGCGGCGGGGACGACGCGUCCCUCUCGGCCCCGGAAGGAGCCCCAGCCCUUGGUCAUCCCCCGCAGCGCCGCCGAGGAGCAGCGCCUCAAGCUGGAGAGGCUCAUGAGGAACCCGGAUAAGACGGUUCCGAUUCCCGAAAAGCUCAACGAGUGGUCACCCCGUCCACCUCCAGAAUUUGUCAGAGAUGUUAUGGGAUCCAGCGCUGGAGCCGGCAGCGGAGAAUUCCAUGUCUACCGACACCUUCGGCGAAGGGAGUAUCAGAGGCAAGAUUUUAUGGACGCCAUGGCUGAGAAGCAAAAGCUGGAUGAGGAGUACCAGAAGAAGCUGGAAAAGAACAAGAUGGUUGCAGAAGAACAGACGGCCAAGCGACGGAAAAAGCGCCAGAAAUUGAAAGAGAAGAAAUUGCUGGCAAAGAAGAGCAAACUUGAGCAGAAGAGUGAGAAUGCAGCAGCAGAUUCUAACCCUUCUCCAAAGCAGCAGACCAGUGAAGAAGAGGAUGAGGAGGUGUCCGAGGAGGAGGAAGAGGAGAAGGAUGAUGCUGAAGAGCCCAGUUUUGUGACGAAGAGAUGAUGGGGACGGCACUGUGCAUCACCUCCAGCUGCUGUUGAGGAGCCUGGCUUCUGAGCAAGAGGCUUCCUUGCGCUGGUUUGGACUCCGUCGCGAUAGAGGAGUGGCUGUGAGAAUCCCACUGUGGGUGCUGACACCGGAGCCAAGUCAAACUGAGAGCCUUGCUUCCAAAGCUUGCUUGCAUACAACUGCUGUGCAGUCUGCUUCAAGGGUUUCUGGGGAAAGAGGACAGUUUUGUUCCCCGGUGACCCUCCAGUUCUUCUCACACUGCUUCCAAACAGGGCCUCUCUGAAAGUUAAUGCUUUAUCCAUCUGCGUCUUCCUUAUACUGCUCCCGAGAGGCCCAAGUAUGCAAAUAGGUUUCUCUGGAAGAGUGUGAACUUCACUUUUAGGCAGAAAACAGUCUGGACAUCCUUACAGGAGAGGAGCAAGCCUAUUUGGGAGUCUCUGUUAGGCUUCUCUUGCAUUUCCGCUGCAAGCUGUGUUUUACCAUCACUGUAUGAAGAGCUCUCUCCACUUCAGAAAUGUGCUGCCAACCUCCAUUUUACAAGAGUGCUGAUUAAAAAAGAGGAUACAUGA